Messenger RNA from Chironomus riparius, 2307 nucleotides. The record is from the annotation of a GenBank genome assembly. Lineage: Eukaryota; Metazoa; Arthropoda; Insecta; Diptera; Chironomidae.
CUAAAACAUCGAUAAAUCGAAUGGAAAAAGAAAUCAAGCGAAAUUCAAAAUUUAAUUUUUAUUAAAUUCAUCCUAAAUAGUGUAUAAUAUGGAUAAGUUCCGUCGUGAAUGUCCAGUGCUUAACUGUCCAUCGAUAUCUAAUGAAGAUAAUGUUAUAUUUUUCCGCUUCCCGAUGGACUGUCAAGGGAAAUUGGUAAAGUUGUGGAACCUAUUCACUCGAAUUAAAGGCUUCAAACCAAUCACCUCGGAAGCUCUCUGUCAGAAACAUUUUUUGCCCGAACAAAUUAAGAUUAAUAAGAAGGGACGACCAUAUUUGCAGAAAAAUACAGUUCCGACAAUAUAUUACAGAAACGAAGAAAAAAUUGUGGUUCAAUACGAUCCAAACAUUAUGCAAUAUGUAGGAUAUGAAGCAGAAAUGAUGUUACAAGAAAUUGAAAGGGAUGCUUUUGACGAAGAAAAGGAAUUACUUAAAAAACGGUAUGAAAAAGUCAAGUUGAUCAAAAAUCUCUGUCGAUUCUGUUUCUCAAAUGAAAAGGAUGUAAAAUGCGUCGCAAUGAGCAAACUUCAGACAUAUUCAAUUGACAUAGCAGAAAUGAUUAGCAUUCUUGGAAUUGAUCAGGAAUAUAGUGAAGCAUUUAACGACAUAGUAUGUGCAAACUGCUUUGAUCGACUGAUUGAGUUUUCAAACUAUAGGAAGAGAUGCCAAACAGCACAAAAAGAUCUCAUUUUAUCAAUGCAAGAUCUCGAUAGAAAGAUUUUAGAAGCUCAGCAGCUACAGCGUUAUCAAAGAAAUCCAUCCUCAAAUUGGCUUAAAGUGGAACUACAGGAUGAUGAUCAAAUGGAUUACAAUUUCUACGAUGCAGACACGGAUAAAGAGGAAGAAGAGGAAACUCAUGAUACUACAGACGAUUUUAUUGAUACAACAGAGCAUUAUUUAGAAGAAGAUACAGACGACGAAAAAACGCAAGAAUAUUUUGAGGAAGUAGAUGUAAAUGAAGAUUCACAAAAGGAAUCUCAACGUUUAAAUCUAUUCGAAAUAACAAUUAAGAAUGAACCUCAUGACUCUGAUGAACAUGCACAUGUCGAGAAUAAACCAAGGGUAAGUACAAGAAAGCGUAAACAAGUUGAGGAGAAAAAGGAAGAGCCAUCACCGUCAACUAGCAAAAAGAAGAAAACAAUCAACAAAAAGGAGCAAAAAAUGGUCAAAAAAGAGAUUCCAAAGACACCAAAUCAAGUGAUAAGUCCAUCAGUCGUUAAAGGAAUCGAUAAUUUCAAAAAUAAACCUUUUGGAAGUAGGAAGAAAAUUCACGAAUGCUUCUUUUGUCGAGAGAAGUUUGUUGGUAAGAAGACAUACAAGACUCAUAAUUGUCCAAAUAAGAGAAUCAAAUGUGAAGUCGAAGGAUGUGAUUUAUAUUUUGUGAAUCAAGGCGGCUACAAUAUUCAUAUUCAGAGAAAACACGCAUUACCGAAAGUAUCUCGACAUUUGUGUCCAGUGUGUAGGACAAAUUAUCAAAUGAGUGCAGCUCAGUACGAUGAACAUUGUAAGCGAUGUCUUGAAGCAAAUGAGUAUCGAGAGCAGCCAAUUAAAUGCGAUAAAUGUAAGAAAAUUUUCGGUACUCUACAAAGUUAUACAGCACACAUUCAAUUCCAUGAUGAUGAAAGCUUGAAAAAAGCCAGUGAAUUAUUGGUACAAGGUUCUGAUGGAAAAGCUAGGAAAGCUGAAAUCUUUCAUAUGUGUGAUCUUUGUGGACGUGUAUUCAGAGACAGCUAUGGAUUAAGAAGACAUCAAUCGGACGUUCACUAUUUAGAUUUUACUGGUGAAAUGUUCUAUUGUGAUUUGUGUCCAAUUGCUAAGCCUACAAAGCGAUUACUUUAUAAUCACAUGAAAUCUACACACAUUAUUCGUUGGCACUCUUGUGAAAUUUGUGGUAAAGUUUUUAAGAACCGCGAAUUAUGGAGAAAGCAUCAACUUGUUCAUGGAGAUUUCAAAAAGAAUAAUCUUUGUGAUUAUUGUCCACACAGGCCAGGCUUUGUAACAAAUACAGCUUUGAGAAAACAUUUAGCUAAGCAUCACGGUGGGGCUGAGCCUGUUCGCAAGUUUGUAUGCGAUAUACCUCAUUGUGGAGCAGCUUAUUCAAGAGAUGAUCAACUGACAAGACAUCGCGUUAAUGUACAUCAGAUUUAUCACAAUAACUAUAAUGAAAGCAUUAUACAGCACUAUGUAAAUGGUUAAAUUAUUUAUUUGUUCACACUCAAGCCACGACAUUGAUGGCAUCAAUUUCUGAAAAUGUAGAAACUCUUUUCGCU